AUGCGUAUUCGCCUACAACCUCUCAGGAGACCACAAGGUAAGCGACCCCCAGGUAAGCUGAAUGUUGCCUUGUUGUCUUUGCCAGCUCAUCUUCAUUUCAGCAAUGAGCUCGCUCAACGGUUACCCAACCUUCCAAUGGCUGACGCCGACGAAGCCCCCGUGGAGAACCGCUCAUGUCAACUGCGAGACACGGUCCAGGCGACAGCGCUCGCCGUCCUUGGUAGCGCUCUCCGCCAACACCAGAACUGGUUCGACGACAACGACGCCGCCAUCAGAAAUCGGCUUACUGAGAAGCACCGCCUACACAAAGCCUACGUAGAUCACCCCACAGAGGACAACAAAGAUGCCUUCUACCGCAGUCGCCGCCAGCUUCAGCAAUGA
Messenger RNA from Spirometra erinaceieuropaei, 381 nucleotides. NCBI's taxonomy places the organism in Eukaryota, Metazoa, Platyhelminthes, Cestoda, Diphyllobothriidea, Diphyllobothriidae. The record is from the annotation of a GenBank genome assembly.